AUGACGGUCCAGCGCGUAGACUCUGGCGCGCUGGGCGGCACGAUGCACAAGUCGGCCGUGAUUAAUGUCAUGCAGCCGAUGGGAAGUAUGAGUCUGAGCCCAUCGAGCCGCGACGUGGUGCUCGGCGCAAAGAUAGGGCUCUUUGUGCUCGACCUCGAGAACCCCUAUGCCCUUCCCCAGUUCUUCGCGCACCGCACCGCGUGGGAGGUGGCUGAUAUCCAGUGGAAUCCCCACCAUGCACGGCGCGAGUGGGUCGCCAGCACGUCGAACCAGAAGCUCGUGCUAUGGAACCUGUCGCGCCCCGAAGCGACCAAGACCCCUGUGCCGUCCGACGUCGUGGUGAGCGGCGUGCCCCGCCGGCGCAUCCGCGAGGGAGGUAUCGGUGUGUCGCCCCGCAUCCCACCCACGCGUCUCGCGCAUCAGCGCAGCUCGGUACAGCCUGCGGAGAGCACCUCGAGCGCCGUCGAGCGCCUCUUUGACGCACAUACACGUGCGAUUACCGAUAUCAACUGGUCGCCGAUCCAUCCCGAGAUUCUGGCGAGCUGCAGUGUGGACACAUGGACCUACCUAUGGGACUUGCGCAUGGGCGGCCGACGAGGACACAAGCCGGCACAAGGCUACUCUGCGUGGAAUGCCAGCAUGACGCAAGUCAAGUGGAAUCGCGUGUCGCCCCAUCGUAUCGCCGCUUCGUGCGACAACAAGGUCUUGAUCUGGGAUGACCGAUUCGGUGCGCUGCCCCUGGCCACUGUCGAGGCGCACCACAGCAAGAUUUACGGCCUGCAGUGGAGCCCCGAAAUGGAGUGUGGCCGCGAGCAAUUCAUGACGUGCUCGCUCGACGGCACCAUCAAGUACUGGGACCUCGGCGCAGAGACGUCGCGUGCCGCAGCGUCGCGGCGCGAGCUUAUCACUGUGCCGCUGGCGACAAUUGCGACGCCGCAGCCGGUUUGGCGUGCCAAGUACCUCCCGUUUGGCCACGGCGCCAUGUCGGUCGCGCAGCGUGGCGACUGCUCGCCGUGCUUAUGGGCAGCCGGUACACAGACCGAGCCGGUCCAGCGGUUCGACGGACAUACCGAUACUGUGCGCGAGUUUCUCUUCCGCACCAAAGGCGGCACCGACGCGUCGCACGACGACCGCGAGUUCCAGCUGCUUACCUGGAGCAAGGACCAGACGCUGCGCAUGUGGCCGAUCACGGAGGACAUGCUGCACUCGGUCGGCCACAUCAAAGGCGCGCCGAUGCAGGUGAGCGCCACGCCAAGCGGCCCCGAAAUUAGCACGCAAGAAGGCAUCCAGAUCCAGCAGCCGCGGCGCAAGGUGCGGCCCGAGUGGAACAUUUCGCCCACCCAGACGUCGUUCGGCAGCAGCAGCAGUGCGUCGCCGCGUCGCGCAGCGAGCGACGUUGCGCGGUCGCUCCCGGAUCGCUACUCGAUCUCUGGGGGCAAUCCGUGCUCGCUGCCCAGCCGCAGUCCGUCCAAAGCGCUGCGCCAGCUGCGGUCCUUGCACGCCUACUCCCCCCCCGCCAAUAUCCGCCAGGGAAGCACGGAUGCGGGGCCGCAGAUGCGCUACCAGGACGCAAACGAGAUACCCGGCGCCUUUCACGACCCCGUCAACUGGAUGACCCGCGUCCAGAUCGAGCGCGGCGCCGAAGGAGGCGACGAGGCACCGCCCUCGGCGUCUGUGCCUGCACGCACGCCCAACUACGGCGUGUUGCCCGACGAGAUUAUGCGCGUCGGCCGCCGCUUUCCGCAUAUCUUUGAAGCAAUCGACGUCGCGCACCGGCGGUGCACGGUACUAGUGAGCGGCCCAUGGAGCGAGCAGACGCGCGCGCUGGCCUAUCUGCGCGUCGUCUUUACCUUCCCAUCCGCAUACCCCCACCGCCCGCCGGCGGUCGAAGUGGAAAAGAAUCCCACGAUCCCAUUCCGCACGCGCGCCGAGCUCCAGACGGCGCUUGUGGACGUGGUCGAGGAAAAGAGCGCGGCGCACGCGCCGUGCCUCGAGGCGUGCAUCGAGGCGCUGACGAUGCACGGCCACGACACUUCGUCGCCAAAGCACGAUGCGGCCGAAGAAAAGUCGAAUCUGCCGCCGCUCACCGCACAGAACGACGAGGAGAGCGAGUUCUUGCGGUCCUACCAGACGGUCGUCGACGCAGUCGUGCGCCUGACGCUGCGCGCGUCCGACACGGUCGAGUCGGAGCUGCUCGACUCGGACGUCGUGCAGCUCAUGAGCACCAAUGUGCUGUCGCGUGCGCGGCGGCCGGCGCCCGACGGGGCGUAG
Malassezia japonica is the source of this 2271-nucleotide messenger RNA. RefSeq lists its product as uncharacterized. Gene Ontology annotation, biological process: cellular response to amino acid starvation; positive regulation of TORC1 signaling. Gene Ontology annotation, molecular function: protein binding; signaling adaptor activity. Gene Ontology annotation, cellular component: Seh1-associated complex; vacuolar membrane. The record is from RefSeq and is a predicted model, not a curated record. The coding region runs from base 1 to 2271 and encodes 756 amino acids. The transcript is spliced from 2 exons. NCBI's taxonomy places the organism in Eukaryota, Fungi, Basidiomycota, Malasseziomycetes, Malasseziales, Malasseziaceae.